AUGAACGCCCUUUUCAACUUCCUCUCAUCACCGCUUAAACAGCCGGCCGAGAGACCACCACCCCCGACGAUGCCUCUUACCGCCUCGAAAUCGAAAACAUACUCUCCAAGAGAACGGCAGCGACUUAACAAACGCGCCUUGGAUCGCUACACGGAACCGGAAGGUCGCAGUCCCCGCUCUAGACUGAGUAACGUUUCUUCUGCACCGUCCGCGCACGACACCACUCCUGGCGACAUCUCCAUCGUCAGUCGAACCCGACGAAGUACCAUCACGAUGGCUCCACCAUCGGAAAAGAAAACGAAGCGCACUUCGACCUCUUCCGCACAAUCGUCGCCAGCUGCAAAACUCUCGGCGGCAGCGGUUUUGCGCGACGUUGAAGAACUCAUGGCAUCGCGAAGACGAUCUUCUAGGAAGGAGGCGUCUCCUGAACUCGGAUCUUCACCACCGCCCACUUUCGACACACCGCCUGCCGUUGCAGCCAGCAGAUCUACGCCUAGAAGUCGUUUGUCGCAGGUAUCGCGCCGCGCUUCGCACUCUUCGUCGUACGCAACUGCGACAUCGGCGAAGACCAACAGCAAACAAAAGCAGGUUGAAAAUGAUGAAGCGCAGCAAGAACAGCCAGAGCAACAGCAGGAGCAGGAAGAGCAAGUUGUCGAUCAGGACGAAGUAGAACAGAAUGGCGAGAAUGAGGAAGAGGACGAUGGCAAACAACAUGUUUUUAAGCGCAUCAUGGACCAUCGAUGGGACGGCGACAAGAUCCAACUUCGUGUCGAGUGGCAAGACGGUGAGCGCACCUGGACACCCGAAGAGAUUUUCCACGAAGACAACCUUCCAGCCCUCCUUGCAUACUGGCGCACUCGGAAAGACGGACGACCUAUGAAUCCCCGCGAUCCUGGUGUUUAUCAAGUCUUUGCUAUCCGAAAGCAUCGAACUCACCAGGGCGUGAAGCAGGUGUUUGUGGAAUGGGUCGGCUACGAUAAGAGCGAAUGGACCUGGGAGUCACAAGACGACAUGGAGUCAGCAGCCCCAGAGCAUAUCGAUGCAUACUUCGAGAAGAUUAAGAAUAAGAUCGACACUAAGAGCACAUCGAAGGGCACGUCAAAGGUUGUAGCAAAGAAGGGGACAGCUAAGAAGGUCACGAAGAGCCGGGCCAAGGCCAAUGCUACCACCAAGGAUCCCCUGACCAGGACUCGGGGUAGAUCGAGGGUUACCAAGUCGUAA
Messenger RNA from Fusarium sp. VM40, 1221 nucleotides. The record is from the annotation of a GenBank genome assembly. NCBI's taxonomy places the organism in Eukaryota, Fungi, Ascomycota, Sordariomycetes, Hypocreales, Nectriaceae.